Molecule: messenger RNA, 978 nt
Organism: Helicoverpa zea (corn earworm)
Lineage: Eukaryota; Metazoa; Arthropoda; Insecta; Lepidoptera; Noctuidae
Exons: 2
Coding region: 21-971 (316 amino acids)
Biological process (GO): DNA integration
Molecular function (GO): nucleic acid binding
Source: RefSeq, a predicted model, not a curated record
CACAGCCUCGACCUCCUCGAAUGGGAGACUUACCUGAGGGACGAUUGGCGCAUCAUCAGCGUCCCUUUACCCACACUGGAGUGGACCUGUUCGGACCUAUGGAAGUGACCAUAGGACGCCGCCGAGAAAAAAGGUACGGCGUGUUGUUUACCUGUCUCACUGUGAGGGCUAUACAUGUUGAGCUUGUAGGAAGCCUUACUACCGAUGACGUCAUAAUGGCUCUCCGACGAAUGGCAGCCAGACGCGGGUGGCCGCGACACCUUUACUCGGAUAAUGGUACUAAUCUGAGAGGCGCCGACAAGGAGUUGAAGAAGUGUGUCUCCGAAUUGGAUGAGAAACUCUUAGCUGACGGAGUACAGAGUUACAGCAUGACCACUACAUGGACGUUUUCCCCCCCUGCCAGCCCACAUUGGGGUGGGGCAUGGGAGCGACUCAUCCGCUGCGUGAAAAACGCACUGAAGGUCGUGCUGAAAGAGCGAGCGCCUCGAGACGCUGUUCUACAAACUCUCAUGACAGAGGUUGAAGUGAUGGUAAAUAGUCGGCCCCUCACCCAUGUGAGCGUUGAGCCGAACACUGACGAGACAUUAACACCCAACCAUUUCCUCCUUGGCUCAUCCUCAAACCUACCGACUAUGGGCACCUUUGAUGAGUCAGAUACAUUCUUGCGCAAACAGUGGAGGAUUGCUCAGCAGCUGGCUGACUCAUUCUGGCGACGGUGGGUGAAGGAGGUGCUGCCGGACAUGCGUCCGCGAAAGAAGUGGCAGCAGGAGCAGAGGCCCUUACAAGUGGGUGACCUCGUUUUAAUUGUCGAUCCCGCAUCCCCACGAAACGUUUGGCCACGCGGCAUAAUUCGAAGAGUGAUGCCAGGCCAAGACGGCCGCAUCAGAGUCGCCGAGGUGCAAACAAAGUCGGGCAUAUUGCGACGACCGGUAGCACGAGUUGUGUAUAUAGCUAUCGGGAAUGAGUGCUGACGCACUG